This is a messenger RNA of Colletotrichum spaethianum, 2022 nucleotides long. RefSeq names its product putative glutamate--tRNA ligase, cytoplasmic. The transcript has 4 exons. The coding region runs from base 1 to 2022 and encodes 673 amino acids. The record is from RefSeq and is a predicted model, not a curated record. Gene Ontology annotation, cellular component: glutamate-cysteine ligase complex. Gene Ontology annotation, molecular function: enzyme regulator activity; glutamate-cysteine ligase catalytic subunit binding. Lineage: Eukaryota; Fungi; Ascomycota; Sordariomycetes; Glomerellales; Glomerellaceae. Gene Ontology annotation, biological process: glutathione biosynthetic process.
AUGACGAAACUCAUCCUUUCCACCGGAAAUAUUGUCUCCGGCGGCCCCUCCAUUAUCCGUAAACCGGGUGCCUAUAGAUCGAACCUCGAACUUACCAACUCGUUGCGAAGCAACUUCCUUGCUGCCCAGCAGGACUACUCGCCCGUCGAGGAGUCCUCGCCUAUUGACGACGAGCCCGUUAACGGGAAUGGCGCCCUGAACGGACACUCGAAUGGCUUUUCCCGUAAUUCUUCAGGCCGGCCUCGCAUCGACGUGUGGACUGCCCGUGAAAACGACGCCCUAUACAUCCCGCGCAUAGAUUGGUCCUACUCUGGCCUGCAAGAAGAGCCCGAUAACUACGAUAUUACCGUCAAGCUGUUUUUUCUGCCCAACGCCCCUGCACACGACCGUGCCCAGUAUGUGCAGGAUGCUCUGAGCCUCGUGCGAAAGGAGCUGGGCGUCACGACGAUAGAUCUGCUUAUCGCGUCCUUCCCCGGUAUGUCCUUCGAGGGCGACUGCGAAUGGGAGGCCGACAAGCGCAACGCCUCCCAAGGCAACAUCGAAGAGGAGGUCGCGACGUGGACGGUGCUGGAGAAUUUGUACAACCGGGGCGAGGUCAAGGCCCUCGGCAUUUCCGAGUUUGGCACGGAGAAGCUGGCUAAGUUUAUCAAAAAGGUCAGCGUCCGCCCGGCCGUCGACCAGAUCAACAUCAAGGACUGCUGCAGCGUGCCGCCCACGCUGGUCACGCUGGCCAAGACGGAGGGUGUCGAGCUGCUCGUUCACACCGACUGUACCGAUAUCCUCCCCCGCGGCACCCUCCGCGACCUCCUUGGCCAUGGUCUGCAGGGCGCCGGCGUCCUCGCCGACCCCGUCGAGGGCGAAGACGGUCUCGAGGGUGACCUUACUCCGGAGUGGGUGGUCAAGUACACUGCGUUUGUCAAAGACCGGGGCGUCAUCGAGAAUAAGGGCUACUUUGCUGGCGCGGAGCUGCUACUACUCCCUCAGCAGAGCCUCGGCAAGUCGCUUCCCCCUCUCGCCGCCAAGGUAAAUGUCGUCGUCAACACUCUCCAGCCCCAUCUCGACCGCCUCCUUGUACCCCCUGACAACCAUGUCCUCCUCGACCCUCAGCCCGUUCUCCACCAGUGCCAGGAUGACGCUGCGUAUCCGCGCGAUCUCGCGCAUCGUCUCGUUGUCGAUCCGGUCGUUCUGGCUCGAGUAGACGUUGGCGCUGACGCUCUCCUCCAUGCGGUUGAGCCCCACGCUCUCGGGCACGUCGCUCUCGACGUGCUUGCUGAUCCAGAUGAAGCCGUUGACGCCCAGCGUGACGUGCACCUUACUCGCGCCCCGCGCCGCAUCCAUGACCCACUGCUGCCUCUUGGCCCGCACGACGCCGCCGCCGCCGCCGGUGCCCGUGACGGCGACGAAGACGCCGUUGCGCAGCUUGCCGUACUUGAGGGAGCGCGUGUGCAGGCUGGCGGCGCCGUCCUGGUGCAGCUGCUGGACCUCGGCCACCACCAGGUCGCCCUCCGCGAAGAAGGACCGGAUCUGCAACUCGUCCGUGUCGGUGCGCUUGCGGAGGAUGCCGCCGGGGAGGUUGAUGGCGGAAAUCUGGAGGAUGGCGAGCUGCGAGGAGCCGACGUCGACGCGCCAGCGCUUCGCCUGGACCUCGACGAUGCGGCCGACGACCAGGUCGCCGAUCUCGGGGGUGUAGCGGGCGCGGAGGGGGCGGACGGAGAGGAGCUUGUUGGUGCGGGUUACGGUGCCGGCGACGGAGGAGACGAUUUCUGUCGUCGUGGGGGUAAUAGCACAUGCAUGGGAGGAGAAAUGGCGAAAGUAGAAGGGGGGUCGGUCGAGAGGAGGGCGGACGAACCUCAUCCACUGGGGGUCGUCAGUGAUGAUCUCACCCGGUGUGACGAUCUCGUAGUUGUCGCCGCGGGCGCGCUUCGCCGGGCGCAUGGGGAUAUCUCCCUCGAUAUCGGCGCCGCCAUCAGAAUCCGAAUCCGAGUCGGCGGCAGCGGUAAAGCGUGCGGGCUUGUGGUGUGA